CUUCUAUCUCCGCCGCAACCCUCUUUGAAAGAGCGGCUCAUCAAGGUUAGGAUCGCCGGACCCUCUUCGGUUCACACCUCUGGAUUUACACCAGCUGCUGGUUCUGUCCUCGUCUUCCCCGGAGACUGACAUCUCGCUUGGCUUGUUGUUGUUUUUUAACUUCGCGGAUUUUACAAACUCACUAUUGCUUCGUUGUUGUAGUUUUUUGCAGCUGCUCGAGGCUUUGUGGGGGAUUUCUCACGCAGACCGGGAUUUCACGGUUUGUGGAAGUUGCAACAAGUCCGGAGCGUGCGGAGAGGCGCGUGUGGGCCGGCAGUCACCGCUCUGCUGUUUGAGGAUGCUGAAGGACAUUAAGAUAGAAGACCGUCUGCGGACCGAUGCGGGCUCUCUGGAUGUUAUGAUCGGCGGGGACUCUCUUCAGCGGGCCGUGUGCGAGGGCUGCACGCGGGUCAUCUCCGACCGCUUCCUGAUGCGGGUCAACGACGCGUUCUGGCACGAGGAGUGCCUGCAGUGCGCCGCGUGCCAGCGGCCGCUCACCGCCACCUGCUACUUCAGAGACACGAGACUCUACUGCAAGACCGACUACCAGCAGUUGUUUGCCACCAAAUGUAGCGGCUGUCUUGAGAAGAUAACACCCACAGAGUUCGUAAUGCGAGCUCUGGAGAGUGUUUACCAUCUCAGCUGCUUCUGUUGCUGCGUCUGUGAUCGCCAGUUGUGCAGAGGAGACGAGUUUGUUCUGAAAGAAGGUCAGCUGCUUUGCAAGAGUGACUUUGAGAGGGAGAGGGACCUGCUCAGCACAGUCAGUCCAGACAACUCGGACUCAGAUAAAAGUGAGGAUGAGGAUCUGGAUGUGAAGUCAAAGAAGUGCCCUGCCGCAGGGAAGGGCAGCAAUGACAGCAAAGACCCUCGCCGGCCCAAACGACCACGCACCAUCCUCAACACCGUGCAGAGGAGAGAGUUCAAGGCCUCCUUUGAUGUGUCGUCCAAACCCUGCCGAAAGGUGAGGGAGACCCUGGCUGCAGAGACAGGACUCACUGUACGGGUGGUCCAGGUCUGGUUUCAGAACCAGAGAGCAAAGAUGAAGAAGUUAGCCCGCAGACAACAGCAACAGCAGGAGCAACACAACAGCCAAAGGCUCGGCCAAGAGGUGAUAUCAGGUUGUAUGGAGGGCCUGCUCAGCUCCUACUCAGGGCAUCUACCUCCAAACCAGCAGCAGCAGCUGGUGACCAUGGAGCACGGCAGCUACCACACUGACCCCUUCCAGCAGGGCCUCACGCCACCACAGAUGCCGGGUGACCAUAUGAACCCCUACGGCACCGACAUCAUCUUCCAUGACAUGGACAGUGACACCUCUCUGACAAGUCUAAAAGACUGCUUCAUGGCCACUCCAGACGCAGGCUCCUCGCAGGCCCGGGCGGGGAACCCCAUCGACCGCUUGUACUCCAUGCAGAGCUCCUACUUUGCCUCUUGAGAACCCAACCCACCACACCGUAAUCCCAGGCCAUGAACAGGUGAAGACACAAGACACAUGUCCUGUAUGACAUGAAUCAGUAAGGAGGGAAAUGUGAUUGCAAGACGGAAUCCACCAAUUUUACCUGACCGACCUCCACCAGCCAAAGGAAAAAGGAAAACUUGAAACUAAAACUUCACCUGCCAGUGGGCCUCCAUUCUGCUUUUCGACUGGGCUCAUUUUGUUGUCAACAUUUGUACAGAUAUCACAUUGGAAGUGUUUAGUGCUAUGGAAAGUUAGAACAUUUUGUCCAAAACAAACUGUGUCACAGAAACGUUAGGCUCCGUGUUUCUCAGUAUGUAACACAGUUUAAUAGGUACUUAUUAAGGUUGUAAGUUGUUUUUAAUGGGACAAUCAGGCAAAUGUAGUUUUGGUGAUGUAAUAUUAGCCGACUACCAAGCUCUUCUGCUGUGAAAAAAUAACAGUGAGCCAACUGAUUGAUACCUGUUGCAGAAUGUAUAUAUUGUUCUGAACGUAAUUACUGUUCUUCAGAAACAUCCAGUUUUGCAUGUUAGGAUAGACGAUUUAUUUAUUACUCACCAACGUGCUGGUAUACAAUAAAUCAAGAAAUUCUGUUUAACCCUUUCAAUACUAUAGUUAUGAAAGACAAUAAGAUCCCAUUGUUAAGUACAAAAAGCCUUCCUAAUUCGUUGAUGAUUUGAUUCUGCUAUUUAUGAUGUUAUUUGCAUUGUUUAGUGAGUGUGUAAAUUACUAUUGCUUUGCUAUUUAUUUUUCCAUUGAGAUCAU
Anarrhichthys ocellatus (wolf-eel) is the source of this 2257-nucleotide messenger RNA. RefSeq names its product LIM/homeobox protein LMX-1.2-like. The transcript is spliced from 8 exons. Gene Ontology annotation, biological process: regulation of transcription by RNA polymerase II; neuron differentiation. The record is from RefSeq and is a predicted model, not a curated record. Gene Ontology annotation, molecular function: DNA-binding transcription factor activity, RNA polymerase II-specific; RNA polymerase II transcription regulatory region sequence-specific DNA binding. Lineage: Eukaryota; Metazoa; Chordata; Actinopteri; Perciformes; Anarhichadidae. Bases 338 to 1471 code for a protein of 377 amino acids. Gene Ontology annotation, cellular component: nucleus.